AUGGCAGAUCAGCAACAGAUGAAAACUUCCUUCCUCUUUAUCCAGCUGAAGUCACCAAGCAAAUCUGCUCAGCAUUCACAGAAGGCGUGCAGUUUGGCAGAGGGAAGUUUGUUAGCUGCAAGCAGAAAGGCAUGUGACACCAGGGGGCCAGAUUCUUCUGUGAGAGAAGACACACAGCCUGCCCUCAGCAAGCUAAAGAUAGAGGCAGACAGCUCUGCCCAGAAGAGAGUGUCAUGCUUAAACAUCUGCACAGCAAUGAGCAAUGGCACCAAGAGCAGCCCAUCCACUGCCCAAGGCUACACACUGGCCAAAACCAGGGAAAGAACCUUUACUGAUGAUCAGGAGGAGGGUUCUUGUAACCAACUCAGAGAAAAUGCAGCCUACAAAUCUACGGUCCCAGUGAGAAACCAGUAUGCCUCACACACUAACUCUAACCCAAGUCACAGUUAUGUCUCCAACUGCUGGAAUGUGAUGGAUCAACUUCCCAGCCAAGAAGAAGAUAAGAUGUGGUGGAAGGUUGAGGUACUCAAGCCCAGCCUGGGAAACCCACCGAUUCAUCUGAGGAGCCCUGAAUGCAAAACUUUCCGGGAUGCUGUAGUGGAAAAAUCAGCUGUAUUAACAGGGAUAAAUGACAGAGCAGAGGGAAACCGGUUGGAGGGGCAGAUUCUGGCUACCAAGUACACCAUGUCAGUGACUACUGCCAGCCCUGUCAAACUUGAAAAGGCAGAGAGAUAUGUGUGGGUUAAUAGCACAUCAGCUCACUCCCAAAAUGUUGCCAAGGCGAAAUACAAGUUCUUGUUUGGUGAGCCACUGCCAACAGAGGAGGAGAAGGUACCAGAAACAAAUGACCCUGGAAACACAAGAUUGCUUUCACAAGCUGCUAGUGUCAUCAAUGAAUUUCCUGAAUAUGGGACAACAGAGCCUAGAGAAAAUGACACAUUCAAAGGCAAUCAAGGACAUGUAAUUGAACCAACACAAUGUAUAGAAGAAAAAAGAGACCUUCACAAGUCCAGCCCCGUACUGUAUAAUGACCAUUUAACAGAACAAUCUGAACAAUGUUUACAUGACAAUUUAAAGAGUGGGACCCAACAUUUGACAGAUGGUGCAGACAGCAACUGUUCAACAGUGCAAGAGCUCAACCCACAGACAGGAUGUACUUUGACUGUCAAUAUAGAGAACAUUGCGGAUAAUCCUAUUAUCCUAAGUACUCAGACAGCAGAACAAAUUGAAAAAGUAAUGGUUCCAGGUCAGGAGGACACCCCAUAUACUCCCAUAGCACCUGUUCCUCAGGAUAAAAAGUGUUAUUUAUAUGUACAAAGAGAGUUGGCAGCAAUCUCAGAAGAGGAAACUCUCUCAGAAUCCUCACUAUCACAAAUCACUGAGAUUGCUGACUAUUCAAGAUCACAACAUAGUAAUAUUUCCUCCUCAACAACAACUAUCAUGGAUAACAGCAAUGUUGAAGAAGAAAGUACUCUCAUAACCAGAAUGAAUAAUGAAGAGAAUAAUGACUCAGCUCAGACACAAUCUCCUAUGCCAAUAUGUGUUGAAAAUUCUGCUAUUAAUGGUAUUGAUACAGCAACGGUACAGACACAAAUGGUGGUUGGGUGCAGGGACACUUUACCGACUACAGCUGAUGAAAAGCAAAAUGAUACAACGUCCCUCAUAGCUGCAGGAACAAACAGUUACAUUCCAAACCUUGAGAGGACUAGUGGCAUAAUGGGAACACCUUUGUCAUCUGUAAUUCAGAGACCUAGAAGUGUUUCUGACACCUGUCAGUAUCAGGAUGGGUUAGACAAUGAAGUUUUCGUAAAGGAUUCAGAUCCUGGUGAAGCUAAUGUGGAACAUGUUCGAUCUUUCAAGAGCCCUAGGAUUGUAACUGAAGACCAACAUGAAGACACAUUUAGAUCCAAAAGAUGUUCUGAGGACUCCACAGACUUAUAUAGCUCACAGUUUGAGAACAUACUGGAUAACACUUCCUUGUAUUAUAGCGUGGAAUCACUUGACACCUUAUACUAUGAACCAGAUAGCUUUUUCAGUUUUGAGAUGCCACUCACACCAAUGAUUCAGCAGCGAAUCAAGGAAAGUAGUCAUUACUUGGAGAAGAACACAGCUGAGGUUGAGCAAGAGAUCCUCAAGGUCGACCAAGGCAAUGGAAUAACAAUGGGGUUCUGCAAUGAUGUCCUCAAUGGGUUGGAUACAUUUACCAUCGUGGAAUUUAAAGAAACAAAUGAAGGCAUGGAGCUCUCAGAAAGUGAUGCAGGACCAAGCAACAAACCGCUAGAAGCCUCUUAUGACAUGGGCAGCACUGAAAUCCUUCAAAAAGGAAGCACUGAAAACCUCAGCAAUGGGACCAAUAGUAAUGUACAAGCUGCAAAACGCCUGGCCAAACGCCUCUACCAGCUGGAUGGAUUUAAACGCUCAGAUGUUGCCAAGCACUUAGGAAAAAACAAUGAAUUUAGCAAGCUUGUGGCAGAAGAAUAUCUUAAAUUUUUUGAUUUCACGGGUAUGGCCUUAGAUCAGUCACUCAGGAGAUUCUUUAAAGCCUUCUCACUAGUUGGAGAAACUCAGGAAAGGGAAAGAGUUUUAAUUCACUUCUCCAACCGAUAUUUUCUGUGCAACCCAAACAGCAUGUGUUCUCCAGAUGGAGUGCAUUGCCUUACCUGCGCAAUUAUGCUUCUUAACACUGACCUACAUGGACAUAAUAUUGGAAAGAAGAUGAGCUGUCAGGAAUUCAUUGCCAAUCUCCAAGGGGUGAAUGAAGGGGGAGAUUUUUCCCGGGGGCUUCUCAAGGCUUUGUACAACUCCAUCAAGAAUGAAAAGCUGGAAUGGGCAUCGGAUGAUGUUGAUGCAAUGAAAAAAUCACCAUCAGACAGUGCUGACGAAAAAGCAAAUGGUACUCAGUCAAAGAACGUUAGUCGGAUUGGCAGCAGCAGCAACCCAUUCCUGGAUAUCCCCCAUGACCCAAAUGCGGCAGUGUACAAGGCUGGUUUCCUUGCACGCAAACUUCAUGCAGAUAUGGAUGGGAAAAAAACUCCAAGGGGAAAACGAGGAUGGAAAACGUUUUAUGCUAUUUUAAAGGGAACUGUCCUUUACUUGCAAAAGGAUGAAUACAAGCCAGAGAAAGCUCUUUCUGAAGAUGAUUUAAAAAACGCUGUAAGUGUGCAUCACGCCUUGGCCUCAAAGGCGACAGAUUAUGAGAAAAGACCCAAUGUCCUCAAACUGAAGACAGCAGACUGGAGAGUUUUCCUCUUUCAAGCACAGAGCACAGAAGAAAUGGAGUCAUGGAUUAACAAAAUUAACUGUGUGGCAGCAGUGUUUUCUGCUCCACCCUUUCCAGCAGCCAUAGGAUCCCAGAAAAAAUUCAGCCGCCCAUUGCUCCCUGCUACUACCACCAAACUAUCUAAGGAGGAACAGCUGAAAUCACAUGAAACAAAACUCAAACAGAUCUCCACUGAGCUGGCUGAGCAUCGUUCCUAUCCACCUGACAAGAAAAUAAAAGCUAAGGAAAUAGAUGAAUACAAGAUGAAAGAUCACUAUUUGGAGUUUGAGAAAACCCGAUAUGAAGUUUAUGUGAAACUCCUGAAGGAAGGAGGCAAAGAGCUUCUGAGCAGUGGUGACAAUGACAACUCUGGCCUGAAGAAAUCUCAUUCAAGCCCAUCUCUUACUCAAGAUUCAUCACCAGCCAAUGCCAAGGUCAAGCGUAAUGUUUCGGAGAGGAAGGAUUACCGGCCAGAGACACCCAGCAUCAAGCAGAAGGUUACCUAAGAGUCAUGGGAUAACAAUACGCUGGAGUCAGUCC
Nanorana parkeri is the source of this 3799-nucleotide messenger RNA. It is a transcript of the gene PSD3, whose product is annotated as pleckstrin and Sec7 domain containing 3. The record is from RefSeq and is a predicted model, not a curated record. Gene Ontology annotation, biological process: regulation of ARF protein signal transduction. Bases 1 to 3765 code for a protein of 1254 amino acids. NCBI's taxonomy places the organism in Eukaryota, Metazoa, Chordata, Amphibia, Anura, Dicroglossidae. Gene Ontology annotation, molecular function: protein binding; phospholipid binding; guanyl-nucleotide exchange factor activity. The transcript has 16 exons.